AGUUUGAAAAUGCUGCGCCUGCUGAUCUUCCUGGGAGUCGCAGUCCUCGGAUGCCAGGCUGCCUGCAAUCAGUGCUCCACAACCACCCAAGUGGCCUGCGUGUCGGCCACCCAGUUCCAGUUCUGCUCCGCGGAUUCCGUGGCUAUCGGUGGCCUGUACACCUGCCCCAGUGGAACCUACUGCACGGAGCAGUCACCGUUUUGCAACAGCGACUCCACCUUGGUCACCUGUCAGGGCUGCAAUAAAUGCAGCAGCGAUAAUAGAUUCGCCUGCACCGGCAGGAACACCUUCGCCCUGUGCCUGGGAACCAGCACGCCCAGUACUUCGGUUGGUGGAACUUGCGGUUCGAACUUUGUUUGCAACUUGGAAAACGCCAAUAUUUGUGGCAGUCCCACAACGAAUUCCGUGACCUGCUUGGAUUCGGGAACGGGACCCUGCGAUGGCACAGCCAUUACAAAUCCCACCGAAUACUGUCAGUCCAUCCAGCAAUCGGGGCGAUUUCCCUAUGGCAGAGAUACCUCAACCACCUGCAGGCAAUAUGUGAACUGCUAUGCCUAUGCUGGCAUUUUCUAUGGCAAUAUCUACAGUUGCCCGGGAUCCACUUACUUUGACAGCACCUCGCACCUUUGCACCAAUGCCACGCAGGCCAGGUGCUCGGAUACUGUAUCCUGUUUAACCCUCAAAGACCGAUUGCUGUUGUAAAGUUAAGAUUAUAAAGGGUAAUAUCUUUAUUACGAUCAUUAUCACAGGGCAAGGGAUAUCUUAUGCAAAUACAUUUAAAGCUUUAUUCGA
Molecule: messenger RNA, 792 nt
Organism: Drosophila serrata
Lineage: Eukaryota; Metazoa; Arthropoda; Insecta; Diptera; Drosophilidae
Cellular component (GO): extracellular region
Molecular function (GO): chitin binding
Source: RefSeq, a predicted model, not a curated record